AUGUCUUAUGCCUCCUCCAGGCGUUUCUCUCUGAGCUAUAACCGCCGGAGUUCUCUUGGGGGAGAGUUUGGAAGAUGGAAGGAUAUACAAAGGCGCCGGACCUCUGUAUUUCCACUCAGUCACAGGCUGUUACACCAAGCUCGCUAUCUAAGUCGGGAACUAUGUCUGGUGCUGAGCUUGGCUGGCCUAUGUGUCAUUGCUCUGCUCUCUCUGCGUGAUUCAUGGAUUCGUUUCCAAGUGCCAGUGAAUAUGUCUGACAACUUCACCUUCAUUGACAUCUUCACAUCAAUCUUUGUUCCAUGCCCAGAGACUGAAUGCAUGCUGGAGCCUGAUGAGUCACCCUAUUACCUGAAUUUCUCGGUCACCUUCAUCCUCAUUGCCACCCUCAUCAGUUUCCUUCUCUGCCUGGCCUUGGCCUACACCAUUCUCUUCUUCAGAGGCUCGGUGCCCCUCAUGGACCUCACCACCACCAUUAUCAGCUUCAGUACAGGCAUGGUUCCUAGUUCCUUAUCCUUUCGCUUCUUGCUGUUCCUGUGUGCCCUGUUCUACCUGCUUCAGGCCCGGAAUUUCCUGCAGGAGGGAAUGAGCUACACCCUGGAGAAAAACUACUACCUGCUGUGGCUAGGCAUUUUCUUCUAUAUGCUGACAGGCUUCUUUUGCUUCCUCAACUAUGUGAAUUUCUGGUCUAUAAUGGCACCCGGGGGGACCUGGAUUUAG
Messenger RNA from Gracilinanus agilis (Agile Gracile Mouse Opossum), 717 nucleotides. RefSeq names its product outer dense fiber protein 4-like. The transcript is spliced from 5 exons. NCBI's taxonomy places the organism in Eukaryota, Metazoa, Chordata, Mammalia, Didelphimorphia, Didelphidae. Bases 1 to 717 code for a protein of 238 amino acids. The record is from RefSeq and is a predicted model, not a curated record.